Molecule: messenger RNA, 1944 nt
Organism: Candidula unifasciata
Lineage: Eukaryota; Metazoa; Mollusca; Gastropoda; Stylommatophora; Geomitridae
Source: the annotation of a GenBank genome assembly
ACUGGAAUCGUCAAAACUCCUGUGGAAUCACCCUUCAAGAAGUCGCUCUCCCAAGAUCGCGACUUGCUGAGAGAGACCUGGUCAGGUCGAUACGACUUUUUGCUGUCAUGCAUUGGGUUUGCUGUCGGUUUGGGGAAUAUUUGGAGAUUCCCCUACCUCUGUUUCGAAAAUGGAGGAGUUGCUUUUCUAAUACCUUACAUGUUUUUCAUGGUGACCUGCGCCCUACCGCUCUUCUAUCUGGAGGUGGCGUGCGGACAGUUUGCUAGCCUAGGCGUCAUUGCUAUUUGGAGAAUUUGUCCUUUGCUUCGAGGAAUUGGCUAUGGCAUGAUUAUCGUUGCCUCCCUAGUCACCGCCUACUUCAGCGUCUUAUUGGCCUGGAAUUUUUACUUCAUCUUUCAAUCCAUGAGCGCUACGUUGCCGUGGACAGAGUGCGGCCAAAGCUGGAACACACACAACUGUUUCGUGGGCAAGAUCAAAGUUAAUGGGACUGAAGGAAUAGCGAACCGGGUGAAGCGUCUUGCCACUGAGGAAUUCAUGGCACACAACGUCUUGGAGAAAACUUCUGGUAUUGAGCACUUUGGAACAAUCCGUUGGCCUCUGCUGGGCUGCCUCCUUCUCGUUUGGGUCUCAGUGUUUCUGUGUUUAUUCCAUGGAAUCAAAUAUACGGGAAAAAUUGUUUAUGUAACUGCAACGUUUCCCUACCUUAUUAUGAUGAUACUUCUGAUCCGAGAAGCGAGUCUGCCUGGGGCAUCAAGAGGUAUUAAUGAGUACAUCAUCCCCAAGUGGGGGAAACUGAUUCGCUUCCAUGCCUGGGGAGAUGCUGCCGUGCAGAUCUUCUUCUCUAUGGGAAUGGCAUGGGGCUCUUUGAUUAACAUGGCAAGUUACAACAAAUUCAAUCACAACUUUUACAGAGAAGUCAUCAUAGUUCCAGUGGUCAACUUUGUCACCAGCAUCUUUGCAGGAUUCUUCGUCUUCUGCACGCUGGGAAUUGUGUACGAGAAAACCGACGUGUGUAUUGAGGAGUUGAUUAAUCUGGGAUCUGACUUCUUCGCCUUCGUGAUCUUUCCCGAAGCUGUCUCGCUGCUGCGAAUACCCCAAGCCUGGGCUCUGAUGUUCUUUUUGAUGCUGUUCUUUGUUGGACUGGAUACCCAGUUCGCCUACUUUGGAAUGAUCACGGACGCUUUCAUAGACGAGUACCCAGAAAUUCUCAGAAAACGUAAAGCUUUAUUUACAGGAGUCUGCUGCCUGAUAGCUUUUAUAUUUGGAAUUCCUUUGGUGUUCCAGGGAAGCACCUACCUGAUACAGAUAAUCGGCAGCUACGCCGCCGGCUUCACCCUUAUGCUGCUUUCUGUAAUGGAAUGUGUAGUUGUCUGCUGGAUCUACGGGGAUCAAAGAUUUGCCAGGGACAUCGAGUUGAUGCUUGGCGAGACUCCCGGUUACUGGUGGAUGAUGAUGUGGAAGUACUUCACUCCUUUGCUUGUUGGUUAUACUUGGGCCUUCUUUGUGGGGGACUUGAAACCCGAAACCCAUGGAAAAGACAACGUGUUCCCUGAGUGGGCCAAAACAAUGGGCUGGGGCUUCGGGCUGGUUUCGCUUGUUCCUCUUCCUGUCUACGCGGUCAUCGCCAUUCGAAGGGAGACAACUGGCAGUAUAUGGCAGCGCAUAAAAAAACUGACACAACCGGCAUUCAACUGGGGUCCAGCUCUUGUAGAGAACAGGGUCAGAUACUUGAGGUCCAUGAGCAGGUAUGAUCGUGAACGCUUCGAGUCAGCUUUCUUUGAUAUGGACCGGGCUCGCUACUUGUCCCUGAGAAAGCCGCUAAGCUUAGACACAACACAGAGCAUCGACAUCAACCCCGUGUAUGGGGUUAGAAAAACUGGACUGCCUUUGGGGGCUGCCGUUCCUCUUCGAAUGCCUGAUAGCAAAUCGUCUGCGCAAGUAUAA